GCUCAGCAGCGCAGGAUGACUUGCGCACCUCCACAGAUCUGGCUCUCGACCAGUGGGGGCAGUGACGCUUCCUUGUUGAACAAGCUGGGCGGUCAUGUGACAUCACGCAGCGACAACAUGGCUUCCUCGAUCUCAAAUGAAGAUUUCAAUCAUUUACAACUUCUUUUAAAGGCUCCUUCUAAAGAAGUCGUGAAAGAUAUUUGCCUUCAGUGUCACAAAUGUGCUCAUGGCCGUUUGAUCGAAACAACAGCGGAGACCCUGAACAUUCCUGCGGACCAGGCUGCUGAGCUGACCAGGUCUCUCCAGGUUCUGACCCGACACGUUGUGUUCUAUGAGCUUAACACAGCGGACCAGAUCUCCAGUUUGUUUCCUGACGGUUUCCACAGCAACCUGAAGAACCUGUUGACCCGGAUUCUGCUAGACAGCAGUCCAACGUGGAAAUCAGAUGCGCUCAGUGAUCAAAUUUCUCUCCCACAGUUGCAGCAGGUGGACUGGAGCGUCUCCAUGGUGGCGGGUUCGGACUCUAUCGGCCGGAUAUGUGCACCGACCUGUCUUGUAAAGUUUCAGACGAACAACUCCUUGGCAUCUGAAGAACCAGUCACCACGAUGGUGGUGGAGCUGAGCCGCGAGUCCUUGGACACCAUUCUUGACGGACUGGGUCGGAUCCGGGACCAACUGUCUGCUGUCGCUGCCAAGUAGCAGCUGAGCAUGGGAACAUAUGGACACACUGUUUGAUUCCAGAAAGUUUGCGUCAGAUUCCAACGGUAAUCAAUAAAAAAAAAAAAAGGUCAUGUG
This is a messenger RNA of Synchiropus splendidus (mandarinfish), 795 nucleotides long. RefSeq names its product COMM domain containing 9 (gene commd9). Lineage: Eukaryota; Metazoa; Chordata; Actinopteri; Syngnathiformes; Callionymidae. The transcript is spliced from 7 exons. Bases 16 to 699 code for a protein of 227 amino acids. The record is from RefSeq and is a predicted model, not a curated record.